GAGACAGUGACAAUUGGAAGUAAACAACUGUUCAAGACAUGUGUUAAAUAAAUGUUUUUUAUGUUAUUGGCGUAUUAAAAUAGUUGAAAAACUAUUAAGUACAACUAUGUCAUCAAAUCCUCUAAAUGAACUGAAGCGUAGAUUAGACGAUGACAACACUCCAUUACCCAAAAGGUUACGCUUGGCAAAAAAUGUGAUACAUUCAGAUCAUUUCCCUGCUGCACCGAAGGAAAGAAUUGUUGCAGAAUGGUUAGAGAGCAUCACGGAAAGAAAUGGUCUUGCCAGUAAAGAUAUCAGACAUGUUAUAAGCUGGUUGCAAUUUGCUGAUGAAUUAACAAAUGAUCUAAAAUGUAGAUUAAUCAAGGUGGUAUCACACUAUCUUCAUAGCAAUCCAUUAAACAACGAAGACAUACAUUUUAUUAUAAAUUUCUUAGAGAAUGACAAAAUAUCGGCAACACUACAAAAUCAAAUUGAUGAUUAUUUAUUCAUAAUAAUCACAUUACUUCAAAACUUACGUAAUGAUGGAAAAAAUGCUUUAAUUCACAAGUUAUUUUUAAACUUAAUUAAGUACUAUAAGGAAUGUAAGAAAAAACUAAAGUUUGUUAUAAAAUUCUUGGAUGGAGAAAAUUUAGAAACAAUAUUUAGCUAUUUAGAUUCAGAACAUCGUAAUGCAGUGCUAAAUGUUUGUCAAAAUAUCUUAUUCCCGAUUACGAGAAAACCUUUCUUUGUCAAUUUUCUUCAGCAUAUAAUUAAAAAUGAUAAUAUUGAUAAUUUUAUUGCCGAUAAAAGUGAAAAUGUACAAUCGGUCAUUAAAAUAUUGAGUACUUUUUUCAUGUUCCCUAAAGGAAGGACGGGUAAAGAUCAAAAAUUCUUAGUAGAUUUUGUUGAUACAUUUGUCACUUCUUACCGUAAUGAAGGGCAAAUAUUAUUUGCAUUUUACAUAAUGGCGGUUAGUUCUUUAAAUAUACGACAAAGCUAUUUAAACCCAGAAAUGAUAAUACCUUCGAUAACAUUCAAAGAAAACGAUGAUAAAAUAAAAAGGAGUAUAUUUUUGAAAAUGUUGACUACGUUAUUAGAAAAUGAAGUUGAUAUUUCAAUCAAAUUAACUGAUACUAUCGGUGAAAGAAAUAAAGUCGAAAUUAAAAAGAAUUUCAUGUCAUUCUUACAAGCCAGUAUGCUCGGUUGUUUGAAAUUGGAACACAAAACAGAUAAAACCAGUUUACAGAUUAUAAAAACGGCAAUAAAAUUAGAUCCGUCGAUAAUUGAACAAAAGCUCGAUGUUAUUCUGCCACCGAUAAUGACUGGUAAAAAGAGUUCAAAUGUAAAAGAAGCUUAUAUUGAAAUGUUCAAUUGUUUGAUGGAAACAUUAUUUAAAUUAAGCCGUGGUACUGUGUUUGUUGAAAAGCUAUUACCGAACAUAAAAUUAAAAUUAGAAUCUUUGAAUGUAGAACAAUUUGAAUUGAGGCAGAAAUUAAAAGAUAACAUGGAGGAAGAAAAGAUUAAAAAUAAAAUCAUAACUGGUGAUGACAUUUUACCUCAAGAAUGUAUCGAAAUGUAUGGAAAAUGGACGUCGGAAUUGAUGUUUAGACAAAAUAAUGGAUUACUUACUUCUCUGCAAAAGGAUUUGGAAGAAAAUUGCUUAAUGAUGUUGGAAGAAGGAUUUGUCAGUCCAUCAAUAAUCGUAUUGACAGAAGUCCUGUCGGCCAUCUUGUCGUCUUUCUUUCGGUUUAGUAAAAUGGCGGACCAUACAGUGCCGCAACAAAUCGCCGAAGAAUUCUGGUCGACUUUCGAAAAUUUCGGUAACGAGUGUUUAAAAAAAUUUGGUGAAUGCUUAUUAAAAUUGAAUUAUAAUCCACCAUUACUGAUAUCUUUUCUAAAACUUUGCUUGAGUUAUUGCCAGUUGAAACUUUUAAAUUUGAAAUAUGGCAACAUUAAAAUGAAAGAGACAACAAAUGAAUCAACAGAGAUAUUUGACUGCAGUAUUGUGUUGCCAUGUUUGAAUGCAGAUCAAUGGGUGGCAUUAUCCCAAAUGGUACAAGAGGAGGAGGCUGUUAUAACAUGGGAUAAUCUUCUUCUUGUAAAAUUAAUGUUUACACAAGUAUUAGAACUGAAAAAUUCGGAUAAAGUCCAUAAUGAAAUGGAAGCAAUAACUAAAACGCAUAUAAUAAAUCAAUUAUCUGAAUAUUCUAAAGUAAUAACAACAGACACAUAUAUUACAAGAGAAUUAUUCAACAAUUUAGAUCCAAAUCAAGCAAAACAACUCGCAAAAUUAUUGGUGAAGUUGUAUAUUAAUGGCAACAAUUGUGAUAUGUUCCAAAAUGUUGCCAUAAGUAAAAAUAGGAUAUUACUAAAUGCACUCGUAUUAGAAACAACUAAAUGUAUCAUGAGAUGUUUUGAAAACAGCAACAUUCUUACGAAAGCUAUGAAUAAAAGUAACUUUGAAAUUGAAUCAUUUUUACAAAAUUUAAAUGUAAAAGAUUAUUUCAAUGAACUUGCAUUAAAUGAAAAUUAUGAGGAAAAUAUAAUAAAACAUAUCGAUUUAUUAAAAGAUUUGCCUAUUUACAAUUUAGAAGAGAAUAUCAGAUUGACAGCCAUUUUUGUGUUGCUAGCUGUCAAGAAAUGUUGCCAAACGAAAAAAAUACGUCGAAGUAUUGAUAAUAUACUUCUAUCAACUUACGAAUUAAGUCCAAAAUAUCCUGAUUUAUACAAAAUAUUUCCCGUGGAUUUUAUAUUUUCGUUCCAAGACAGUACUAUGCUGAAUUUACUAAAAUUAUCUUCGAAAACAUCAAACAAUAUGAUUAUCAUUAAAUUUAUAUUAGAACUGACAGUGAAGAAAGUAAAAAUAAAUAGUGAAAUAUUAAAAGAACUAGUAGAAAUAUUACUAUCGAAACAACAUUCAAAAAAUGCAAAAAGUAUAGAAUAUUUUAGUGAUACGGUGUUCCAAAUACAAUGCAUCAUCCUACCAAUUAUCGCUAAAGAAAAAAGAGCCAUAACGUCAAGUGCUUUUAGGACUAUUUUAGCGAAUUUACAAGAGAAAUUGCAUCAAACUAUGUUGGAAUCAUUUAUGAACAUCGAUUUUACUAAAAUCGAUGUUGAAGAUGGCAACAUUGAUGAUAGUUUGGUAACUGACCGUGGUGUGGCAACAUUGAACGCUAUUGGCGCGUAUUCUUUGACAUUAUUGAAAUACUGUGAAAUCACUGAUAUUGAAGAAUUAAAGAAAUUAGAUUGCUUAUGGUCUGGAUUGGAGUUUUUCGUUCUGAAUGCUAUUAAAGCUGUCGAAAAUCCGAAAUCUAAAUAUCAACAUAUAGAACCUUCCAUACAAUUAUUAAAUGUUAUACUACGAUAUAUUAAAAAACUAGAAUCACACAACAUAUUCCAGAAAAAAGACGAACUUUUCAAACAAAUAUGGCAGAGUAUUAAAAAUAGACUAUUAAUAAUAUUCGAUAAUUCAUCUAAGAAACGAUUAAAUACAGUUUUAUUGGAAAAUAUCGCAGUGACGUUGAAGUUUUUAGCAGAAUUAUCUUCAGUAGAUUGUUUUGUAACGCAAUUCUUAGGAGAUGUUACUAAUUUGGUCACUUUAAAGAAACCGGCAAUAAUUUUAAAAGACGAAGCUAUGACGAAUUUACAGUUAACAUCACAUCAAACAUCCAAAUAUUUGCUCCAACAUUGUCUUAAAGCAAAUAUAAUUGGUAACAAAUGCGUUGGUAUAACAAAACAAACAUACCAAAUAUGUAAAAACUUAAAACAUUGGAUACAAAUACAUUUCGAAAGCGAAAUAGAGAUUAAUAAAAAAGAUCGGAUAGUAAACAAUGAAAUGAACGAUGAAAGUGAGGUUAACUUGACAGCUGUCAAAGUUGACGACGCCAUUUGCAAUUUGUUGAGAAUCGAUUUGGAUAUGCUGUCAGAAGUCAUUUUGGCGGCAAAAAAGACUACUCUAGAUUAUAGGUUUGUUGAUGCUGUGUUCGAGUUGCAACAUUUAGUUCAGUACAUUCUCGGCCGUAACACUUUGAACACAAAGUGUCAAAUCACUUGGCAAGCUUUCUUCACAUUACAUGAAGGGUCUGUUACUGUGUUGAAUAAUUUGUUACUAUCAAGAGAAGAACUUUUGGAAGACAGAUGGCCAUGCUAUAUGCAGUGCUACAAAGCAUUAAUACAAUGUGUGUGCGAGCGAGUGACGGAUUUACAACAAACGGAUCGGAAUAUUGAACAGAAAUUAGCUGAAACCGCUCAUUCUAUUGAGAAAUUAACACAAUCUAUCUGCAAAAGAAAAGCUCACGUGUCACGAAUAGCGGCGUACGCGGUCGCAGACAUUUGUAUUUGGAUAGAGAAGACAGGACCUCCGAAACUUGUGCGACAACAUCUAGAAAAUUCUAUAGCACUGUUAAUACAGGCGUCAGAUUCUACGUACGCUAUGGCCUUCUUAAGAAGAUCUUUAGCAGGCUCUGUCGGGCAAAUGACAAUGUCUAACAUGUAUUCAAUGUAUAAAAGAUAUCAUAAAUAUGUCGGAAACGCUUAAACUUUUUUAUAAACAAGUUUUUAUAUCCAUUAUCAAAGAUGGCCGAUGCCUGGCUGUUGGUAGCAACUGUUAAGUUAUCGCAAUAAUUUAAAUAUGACAUCAAAUAAAAAAAAUGUAAAUUUCA
Messenger RNA from Papilio polytes (common Mormon), 4640 nucleotides. RefSeq lists its product as uncharacterized. The record is from RefSeq and is a predicted model, not a curated record. The transcript is spliced from 11 exons. Lineage: Eukaryota; Metazoa; Arthropoda; Insecta; Lepidoptera; Papilionidae. The coding region runs from base 107 to 4516 and encodes 1469 amino acids.